This is a messenger RNA of Oreochromis niloticus (Nile tilapia), 1962 nucleotides long. It is a transcript of the gene cyb5a, whose product is annotated as cytochrome b5 type A (microsomal). The transcript is spliced from 5 exons. Lineage: Eukaryota; Metazoa; Chordata; Actinopteri; Cichliformes; Cichlidae. Bases 146 to 553 code for a protein of 135 amino acids. Gene Ontology annotation, molecular function: heme binding. The record is from RefSeq and is a predicted model, not a curated record. Gene Ontology annotation, cellular component: intracellular membrane-bounded organelle; membrane.
CCAGCGCUGGAAGUUAGUGUGGACUCUCUCUGGGUUAAAUGUCGAUGUGUUUUUGUGGACUCACCGUCUUGAUACACUCCCUGGGAUUAUAUAACCUCGGACAGGCUGCUCAGCCCUCAGAACUCGCUCCCACAGCGUCGCACAGAUGGGUGAACAGAAGAAAAGCUCCGAGGGAGUGAAAUACUACAGACUGGCAGAGAUAGAGCAGCAGAACUCCUUCAAAUCUACGUGGAUCAUCAUCCACAACAAAGUCUACGAUGUGACCAAGUUUCUGGAGGAGCACCCCGGAGGAGAGGAGGUGCUGAGGGAGCAGGCGGGAGGAAACGCCACGGAGAGCUUCGAGGACGUCGGACACUCCACCGACGCCCGAGAGAUGGCCAGCAGCAUGGUGAUCGGAGAGGUGCACCCGGACGACAGACACAAACUCUCCCAGCCUGCGGAAACACUGGUGACCACUGUGAAGGAAGAGCCCAGCUGGUGGUCGAACAUGCUGAUCCCCGCACUGGUUGCACUCAUCGUCACGGUGAUAUACCACAUGUACUCCUCUGAAUGAUGUCAUCACACACACUGAUGUGAUGUCACCAGCGGGCACCGACUUCUGAUUGACAGCCAAUAGCAGUGAGAGGUUGCCAUGGCUCCUCCUCACAGCGUAGGGUGGCGUUUUUAGAGCAGACGAGCGGCGGCUGCGGACCACCUGACCAAAUAGACACACCCCCGCAGGAGCGUCUGUUCUAGGAUCACUGACUCUACGCCAGUAAUGACCCUGUAAUUCAUUUCAUCCUGUUUAACCUAUCAACCAAUCACGUGGCAUUAUGUUAAUGAAGUAAUUUACAUUGUUGAAUUCACCGUGACAACGGGCGCCGCAGCGACACCUCGUGCUCUGAAAUUGUGUAGAAAUGCAGCAGAUGUAUAAUUUGUUAGAACUUUUUAUAUGUUUGUAUCUGAAUGUAAAUAAAAUUUUAAACAUGCAAUCAGCAGCUAACGACGCAUCAUGUGACUGCGUCACAGCCGCCAUGACACUCACCUGUUAAAGUGGACCUGUUCUGCUCAUUUCCAUCAUUUUUUUUUUAGUCAAAUAAAAAAAGACAUCCAAAAACGUGAACACACACAUCUUAACACUGCCCCCUGGUGGUGAAAAAUACCUUUAACUAGAUUUAUUCUGAUUGGCUGAUUUGAACAACAGGUGGGUGGAGCUUCUGUUCCUGAGAUGACCAUACAAGUUCCUCUCUGUGACAUCAGAGAGACCCAAAAGUAGAGAAAGUGUGGUAAACGGGGCCUUUAGAGCUCACUCACAGACGUCAUUAUUAAAAGCUUUUCCAGGACAGGAAGUAUGACAGGAGGACGAGGAGCAGCAGAAUGAGUCCACUUAACUGUUGUGUAAUUAUUGAGCAGGAACCAGAGUCCAGUUUUGAAACUGUGAGUCUGAUCUCAGCGUUCAUGUGCUGUAACUUUAAUUAUCAGCCUGUUUGAGACCACACACACUCAAAGCUUCUGUUUGAACACUUUGAAAAAUGAUCCACAGAGUAAUAAGCGGAAGAUUAAAAACAUGAUCUCUGAAAAUGUUCCAGAAUUUGCCGUCCAAUCGUAACGCCUCUCAGACUGCCUGAAGAGCCUGUACAUAAAAGAUGGACCCAGCCAAUGUGUUCAUGUAAGAAAUAGCAGGACGCUGUCAAUCACAGAGUAGCCACACCCUAAAUCAUUUGACCCUGAAUUGGGACAAAAUCUAAACAAGAGUAAAACUGUAGACUGAGACCAUCAGGAAGAUUUUACUGAGGUUAAAAAUGAAGAGAGAAGCAGCUCGUUUUCCCACAGCCUGGCUGCUACAUGCAGCUGACUCAUUCAGACCGACGCACACGUCCAUCUUCUACGUACAGUCGCAGUCGAGGUCAGAUUUACUGCCGUUUUUUAUUUCAUGCUGCUGUGUUUGCAGGAAAUUAUUGAAUAAAAACAUUCAGACGUUGA